GCUCAUUUUAAUGUGCAAAUUUAAGUGUACAUCCAACCAUUCAUCCAACUAUCCACACUUAAAAAUGACUUUUGGUGCUUGUUCAAACCACGCAUUGAAAAUUGAAACAGUAUUACCCUUAAGUGUUUUUGGGACAACUAAAUUGUUUCAUGUUGAAUCCACUUACAUUAUGAUUAAGUGAACUGAAUCAAUUUGUGUUGGGACAACAUAUAGGAAUUGAAUGGAACCUAGCAUUUAUCCAUCCAUCCAUCCUUCCCUCUUUCUCUCUCUCUCUGUCUGUCUAUAUAUCUAUCUAUCUAUUGUCAAAAGGAAGUGUGUAGUAAAAUGAAAAGUCUGUUCAUCAUCUCCAGCAGUGAAACGGAAGAGCUGUCAAGUCACACACAGUCACACACACACACACACAUACACAUCCUCCCCAACCAAUCCAGUCUCAGCUCCCGCAAAGUCCCGCCUCUCCCACACAGGCCUCAGCCUCUGCUGUAUAAAUACACCUAUUACUGACUUACUCUCCUACACUACACCUCUGACUCUCGGAUGCUCUCUGGACUAUGAUGCUGGCUGCAUUCGCUUUACUGCUGCUCCUGCUUGGCAUCGGUGCCAUGCCCAACGGACACUGGGAACAUCAAGGAACCUCUCGUUGUGUGCCAAUACCAGCCAACAUGGCCUUGUGCCAGGGUCUGGGCUACAGCAGCAUGCGGAUGCCCAACUUGCUGGGACACGAAUCUCCAGCUGAAGCAGUGCAGCAGAGUACCAGCUGGCUGCCACUCCUCGCCCGAGAGUGCCACCCUCACGCCCGCAUCUUCCUCUGCUCACUCUUCGCCCCCGUGUGUCUCGAGAGGAUCAUUUCACCAUGUAGGAGUUUGUGUGUUUCGGUUCGGGACAGCUGUGCCCCCAUCAUGAACUGCUAUGGUUACCCUUGGCCGAGAAUACUACAAUGUGACCAAUUUCCCAAAGAUCACCUAAUGUGCAUCUCCUCGGUUGCCAAUCUGCAAAACGGCACCAGCAAUGAAGGAAGAGUGGUGCCGCGUGCUAGUUGCACAGACUGUGAACUAGAAGAAGCCACGUCAUCCAAAGAACUGCUCGACCUCUUCUGUAAAAGUGACUUUGUGGUUAAAGUGCGUCUAUCUAAACUGAACUCCAGCAGUUCUGUCUUGACCAUGUUCUUUUUGGGGUCUCGGUUGGAGGUGCUAAAACACGGCCCGCUGCUGGGAGGAGAAAUGAGGAGCCGUUUGACAUUGUGGCUGGAGCGAGAUGCCACUUGUGUGGGCAACCUGACCCGCAACCACCCCAACGGAGGAACCUUCCUGUUGACAGGCACUGUGACGGGCAAGAGGCUGCUGGUCAAUAAAGCUUUUAGCUGGGGAAAACGACAGCGCCACCUCAACCAAGCAGCACGCAAGUGGAAAAGCCAUCGGUGUAGAGGGUAGAGAUGCAGACGACCAGACUUAUAUUCUUAUCUCAGAGUGUUCAUAAUGUUGUAAAUAAUAGAGGAUUCUUUUCUAUAUUUUUUAAGCCUUAAGAUAUUAAAUGAUUUCAAAUGCUUGUUUUGAAA
Messenger RNA from Danio rerio (zebrafish), 1552 nucleotides. Lineage: Eukaryota; Metazoa; Chordata; Actinopteri; Cypriniformes; Danionidae. The record is from RefSeq and is a predicted model, not a curated record.